AUGAAUAAUGUUCAACCUGAUAACAACACAACCACUGAUAGAAUGGACACUACUAGUCCAUCUUACCUACAUCCAUCAGAGAAUGUAGGUUCAACACUGUUACCUGUUGUUUUUUAUGGAAAUGGGUAUAGAUCCUGGAGACGAGUUGUUCUUAGAACCCUGUUAGUGAAAAGGAAAACUAGUUUUAUUAACGAGAAGAUUGUGAAGCCAGACUCAACUGAUCCAAGUUUUGAACAUUGGGAAAGAUGUGAUGACAUGGUGACCUCUUGGAUUCUAAAUUCACUUUCACCUAACUUAAGGGAUGGACUCCAACAUGUGAGCAAUGCUAAGGAACUUUGGGAGGAGUUAGAGGAUCGAUAUGAUCAGACCAAUCGUUGCGAAUUGAAAGGGUUAGCCUCUACAAAAAUUGCUUACACAUCUGAAGAAGGAAACAGUCAGGGUGGUGAGGAAAAUCUUGAGGUGAGGAGACAAAUGCCACCGAAUCUAUCUAAAGGUCUGUAUGAGCAGUUGCUCAACCUCUUGGGGACCCUACAGGCUGGAAACAAAGACAAUGAUGAUUCAUGCAUCUCAAACAGUGAUAAUACUGCCACGAGUGGCACCACCGGAGGGCCUGAAGUUCUUGCAACUAAUACUAUAAGGAGUUCAAACAGUGAUAAUGCAGCCAAGAGUGGCACCGCCGAAGAGCCUGAAGCGAAAAUUAAUGCCCUAUUUUAA
This is a messenger RNA of Solanum stenotomum, 714 nucleotides long. RefSeq lists its product as uncharacterized. The transcript has 4 exons. Bases 1 to 714 code for a protein of 237 amino acids. The record is from RefSeq and is a predicted model, not a curated record. NCBI's taxonomy places the organism in Eukaryota, Viridiplantae, Streptophyta, Magnoliopsida, Solanales, Solanaceae.